This is a messenger RNA of Cordyceps militaris CM01, 2679 nucleotides long. RefSeq names its product phosphoinositide 3-kinase, putative. Gene Ontology annotation, cellular component: phosphatidylinositol 3-kinase complex, class III, type II; phosphatidylinositol 3-kinase complex, class III, type I; phagophore assembly site. Gene Ontology annotation, molecular function: 1-phosphatidylinositol-3-kinase activity. The record is from RefSeq and is a predicted model, not a curated record. The coding region runs from base 1 to 2679 and encodes 892 amino acids. Gene Ontology annotation, biological process: autophagosome assembly; autophagy of peroxisome; phosphatidylinositol-mediated signaling. The transcript has 3 exons. NCBI's taxonomy places the organism in Eukaryota, Fungi, Ascomycota, Sordariomycetes, Hypocreales, Cordycipitaceae.
AUGAGCCUAGAGGGAGAAGGUGCGCCGCUGAAACAAUCGACCUUGCUUAACCGCCCCGAUCUACGUCACGUUGGAUCAAAUAUGAGCGUCCACUCGGAUUUGUAUGUCACGGUUCAAGUAUGGAGUGGCUCGAAGGCUCUUACAGUUCCGGUACAAACAGCGUAUAAACCUUUCCGUGCAGAGAGAAAGUGGAAUGAAUGGCUGCGGCUCCCCAUUUCUUAUACAUCACUCCCAGUAGAUUCGUCUAUCGCCAUCACCAUCUGGGAUCUCUCCCCAAACAGCGGUAAAAACUCUCAGGGACAUGCUAUUCCUUUCGGUGGAACGACUCUGUCCAUGUUCGAUGACGAGAAUCAGAUUCGGAAGGGGCGCCAAAAGUGCCUCGUACAUCGACAUAAAAUUGCAGAUGGAACUAUGGAGAUGUUGACUCCAGCCAUAUUCACAUCUAAGAAGAAAGCCAUGACCGGGGAAGUUGGCGUGCAGGCUGCUCGAGAUGCCGAAGAAUUGGAGCGAAUGGAGACCCUUUUUAAGAAACAUGAAAUGGGCGACAUCCCUAGGAUUGACUGGCUCGAUCAACUGGUAUUUCGAGAUUUUGAGACUCGCGGUCUCAAAGCGGCAGAAUCGUCGCUGAAGAUGCUGCAGCGGCGGAGACGACUCGACAACACCAAAGGUGAAACCACAGACCACCCGCCAGAACAAACAAACGACUGCUUCAGCCCCCCAGCGUUUGUUUUGAACGUGGAGCUCCCAAAAUUUGAUUUUCCAGUCGUUUUUGCGGACCACGAAUAUGAAGUCCCCCCUGUAUCUGCUCUGGCAAAUGGACAGACUCACCAACCAGCGCAGCACCGCCAUCAAGCCCCCGAGGUCCAAUUCGGGCCUGGAAUCAAUGCUGUUGACGACUGUAUGUCGGCAAUAGGUGCAAAAAUUGCCCAGGUAUAUGACCCGGAAGUUGGCCAGAGGGAUAACCCCGCAGAGACGAAACACAGACGGCUGUUCAGAAGCUCUCAUCGCCAUGGGAUUUUGGACAAGGAUCUGAAACCUAAUGCAAAAGUUCGAGAUGAACUCAACACCAUCAUGAACUAUUCACCAACCCACACUUUAUCCCCAGAAGAGAUGGACCUCGUUUGGAAAUUCAGAUACCAUCUUACGAGGGACAAGAGAGCUCUUACCAAAUUCGCCAAGUCAGUCAACUGGAACGACCAAAGUGAAUCAAAGCAGGCUAUCCAAGUUCUUGGUCGGUGGACCGAAAUCGACGUUGACGAUGCUCUUGAACUACUCGGGUCAUCAUUUAGCAACCCCGCCGUGCGUUCAUAUGCGGUGGAUCGUUUGCGCAAGGCUGACGAUCACGAGCUGUUACUAUAUCUGCUGCAGCUUGUACAAGCUCUGAAAUAUGAACAUAUCUCCAUAGAGUCUACAGAGGGUGCUCUCGAUGAUUCCUCACUAGCACGCUUCUUGAUCCAACGGGCAGCCUCCAAUUUUCUUCUAGGCAACUACUUCUACUGGUAUCUCAUGGUAGAAUGCGACGACAAUAGCCCGGAGCAGGGAACACACAGCCGCGAUAUAUACGGGAAAGUCGCAUAUGACUUCAUGCGAAGUUUGAUCGACCAGCCAAACGGUGACGAGGAGAGGAAGACGCUACUUCGACAAGCGGAGCUAAUCGCUGUGUUGUCGAAGAUCGCAAUCGAUGUCAGGAAAUCGGGUGAAUCAAUGUCCAAGAGGGCUGACAAGGUGAAAAUUCUUUUCGCAGACCCAACCAACGAGCUCCUCAUUAUUGACCCCCCGCUACCGUUACCUUUGGAUCCUUCCAUCAAGAUAACCGGUAUUGUUCCCGACCAAGUCACGGUCUUUAAGUCGUCGUUGAGCCCCAUCAAGUGCACCUUCAGAACUGUUGAUGGCCAGACUUAUCCAAUUAUUUUUAAAGUUGGAGAUGAUCUGCGCCAAGACCAGCUUGUCAUACAAAUAAUCACCUUGAUGGAUCAGUUGCUUCAGAAGGAAAAUUUGGACCUCAAGCUUCUUCCGUACAAGAUUCUGGCCACAAGCACGGCUGCGGGGGCUUCACAGUUUGUGCCAUCACAGAGUUUGUCUAGCAUUGUUGGCAAGUUCAAAAACAACCCAGCUCUGGCGUAUUUGAAGUACCACAACCCAGACAAUACGCAACCAUUAGGCGUCCGCCAGGAGGCCCUGGACACUUAUAUCCGUUCCUGCGCCGGAUAUUGUGUUAUCACCUACAUUCUUGGGGUCGGUGAUCGUCAUUUAGACAACUUGCUGUUGGCGCCUGAUGGACACUUCUUCCAUGCCGAUUUUGGGUACAUACUUGGUCGUGACCCAAAACCAUUUGCCCCUCUGAUGAAACUAUCCAAGGAGAUGGUUGAUUGCAUGGGCGGUGUGCAAUCGGAGCAUUAUAAGCAGUUCCGACAAUACUGCUUCAUGGCAUAUGCUGCUCUGAGAAAGUCCUCCAAUUUGAUCUUGAACCUUUUUAGCUUGAUGAUAGAUGCCAACAUCCCCGACAUCAGGCUUGAGCCGGACAAGGCCGUGUUGAAGGUUCGGGAACGCUUCCACCUAGAGCUCAACGAGGAGGAGGCGAUGGUGUCGCUCGGUAGGAUUAUCGAUGAUGCCCUGGCAUCUUACGCCCCAGUAGUCAUUGACAAGUUGCACGAGUGGGCUCAGGCAUUGAGAAAUUGA